Messenger RNA from Mya arenaria, 1599 nucleotides. Its product is annotated as protein ABHD15-like. The record is from RefSeq and is a predicted model, not a curated record. Lineage: Eukaryota; Metazoa; Mollusca; Bivalvia; Myida; Myidae. The coding region runs from base 400 to 1587 and encodes 395 amino acids. Gene Ontology annotation, molecular function: monoacylglycerol lipase activity; short-chain carboxylesterase activity. The transcript has a single exon.
UUUGCAGAAAUUCUCAAAGUGGAUUAUUGUGAUGCCUGAAUCAAUUAUUGUGUUUGUCAUGUGAAUACACUUGGUUUAAGGUUUUGCAGUACUUCAGUUUUUUUGCGUUUAGAAACACACACUGCUUUAACUCACAUUUUGAUAAUAUUGAACACAAACAUACGUAGUAAGUUAUUAAACGACGAUGGUGACGGGAAAAAUCACCGGCAUUUAAAGGAUAUUGCAUCAAUUCCUAUAAAUAUUUUAUUUAAAUUCUACAAAAACAAACAGUAAAAGAAACCGAUAUGAAGAAAAGAAAGGCGUUCAUCAUAAUUAAUAUGAAUAACUUAUAAUGUGCAAAUAAAAACGAAUCAGACGACCUGAAAAGCAAACAUACUUGAUACAGUUGGAUCCACAGUUAUGUUUUUUGCUGUGUACUCAACUGUGACGUCCUUGCCAUUCUGCGUAGCCGUGUUUGGCACAUUAGUGGUCAGUGCUUUCAUUUACGUCAAGUCUUUUAUGACACUACCAUCAACCAUUCCAAAACUGUAUUUCAAAGAAUCAGCAUUGGCGUCGCAUCUUCUCAAGCGAUGCAGACUAAUGAACCGUAACUUCGAUCCGCCUUGGUAUCUACGAAACGCGCACAUCCAAACGAUACUUUCGUUUAUUCUCACACAUACCUCAACUGAAUUUGAAAGGGAAUAUCUACAAAUGCGUGAUCGAGGAGUCGUAGCGCUUGACUGGGCUCUUCAUGUUUCUGUUCAUAAGAAAAAGCGUUGUUCUGUGUUAAUAAUACUUCCGGGAUUAACCGCUACCUCGGUCAACGUUUCAAACCUGUGUAGUUUAGCUGCUAACAAAGGUUAUAGGCCUGUUGUGUUUAACCAACGAGGAUUCGGAAAUUCAGUGUUAACUACUCCGAAGAUACUGAGCAACGGGGAUCCGCACGAUUUACGCCAAGUUGUAAAAUAUAUACAUAGUCGAUACCCAAAAGCGUUAGUUACAAUGGUUGGAUUAGGAACGGGUUGUUCGCUUUUACUGUCAUAUCUUGGAGAAUUCGGUUCAUCGGCAAACAUUUGUGCUGCAGUGUGUAUAUCGGCGUGCUUUGACAACUCCGGGAAGUUUUCGAAAGGCGUUCAAGGAAUAUAUGACAUAUUAUAUUUGUUGUCAUUGAAAAUUACGUUAUGUGAACAUUCAAAUUCACUUUCAAAGUAUAUCGAUUUUAAUGAGUUGCUCAAAUGCUGGUCAUUUCGACAUUUUGAUGAGCUUAUGUAUUCAAAGUUAUAUAACUUUUCAAAUGUAGAUGACUUUUGGGACCGCAAUAAUCCUUUGAGAGAUGUGGAUGAGAUAUCAGUUCCUUUAUUAUUUAUCAAUAGCUUAGAUGAUCCGUUUUAUUCCAAAAUAAGCAUUCCAUACGACCUCUGCAAGUACUAUCCACAUUUUCUGAUUGUGUGUACUAGUAAAGGUGGACAUUGUGGAUUUAUUGACGACCCUUGUGAUGUAAGUUGGGCGGAUAAACUAGCACUGGAUUACUUAGACACUGUAUUAGAGUUUACAAAUAAGGGUCAUACUAUUAAUUAUGGAAAAUGUGGCGUCAGAUCUACUAUUUAAGUAAUUUCUUGA